Molecule: messenger RNA, 1046 nt
Organism: Ylistrum balloti
Lineage: Eukaryota; Metazoa; Mollusca; Bivalvia; Pectinida; Pectinidae
Product: zinc finger CCCH domain-containing protein 18-like
Exons: 2
Coding region: 1-777 (258 amino acids)
Molecular function (GO): metal ion binding
Source: RefSeq, a predicted model, not a curated record
AUGGCUACGCUCGUAGCAGACUAUGGAGAUAGUGAUGAAAAUUCGGACAUUGAAUUUGAAGUAACAGAUGAUGACAGACUGUUAUCCAGUCCAUCAAAAGCGACAGUCGAGACAGUGUCAACAGAACCCAGAAAGACUGUGAAUUUUUUUCAAAGUGUUGACAGUGACAGCAGUAGUAGUGAUGAGGAGGACAACAAGACAAAAAAAGAAAAUGCAUCAAAGGGAGAUAAUCAAAACAAACUCCCCAAUCCUUUGGCAGAAAAGCUACCAACUCCAAGUCUCAGAGAUCUUAAAGACAGCCAGUCAGUUUUCAGCAAUAAAUAUGAACUAGCAGAAAAAGCUAAAAAUUCUAUCUUAGAGCAGCAUGUUAAAAUGACAGAGGCUAGAAAACAAGCCAAGAAAAAUGUAUGUUUCAAAUUUCAGAAAGGAAAAUGUAAGUUUGGAAAAAAUUGUAAAUUUUCACAUGAUUGUGGAUCAGACAUAGUUGUGAAUUCUACAAAACAGGAUGAAGAAAAAUCCCAAAAUGAGGCAGAUUUCAAUUCAGGAUUUGGUGGUGCAGGGCGGUCAGUGCAUUGUGAUCCAAAUGUUCGAUAUGGGGACACACUGCCUCCUGUUGAUGCUGCUGAUGAUGAUAGCUACAUGGCCAGGACCAAACGAAAGAAACAUGCAGGAUUAUCAGAAAAUUUAGUUCCAUCUAAAAGAGCUAUGUCAUCUUUAGACAGACAAAGAAUUCAUGAAAGACCAUGGACAGUGAAUAAUAAAAAAAAAAAUUACUAAAUAUUACUAAUGUUACUUUGAUACUAAAUGGGAAUUAUAAUGUUACAGUGAUACCAAUUUUACUAAGUGAAAGCUAUAAUAUUAUCAUGAUACCCAUCUGCAGUAGGACAUUACAAUGUUUAAAUGCAGUGGUAGAAAAAAUAGUUGGAGGUUUUUGAAAGUUCUUUUCAGCAAUAAAACAUUUUGACACAAACUACAGAAAAAACUUCAGGAUAUGUAAAACUUUUGCACAUUAAAUGUAUCAACUGGGAAAUGUAUUUGGUUUGUCG